This is a messenger RNA of Diaporthe batatas, 894 nucleotides long. RefSeq lists its product as uncharacterized. The record is from RefSeq and is a predicted model, not a curated record. Gene Ontology annotation, molecular function: O-methyltransferase activity. Bases 1 to 894 code for a protein of 297 amino acids. The transcript has 5 exons. Lineage: Eukaryota; Fungi; Ascomycota; Sordariomycetes; Diaporthales; Diaporthaceae.
AUGGCAAACCAAAUUGUCCAGACCCUGAACGGGAUUAGCGCCGACUCUUUUGAAAACGAUGGACAGCGUAUGGAGGCUGUGGCGGCGGCCUAUGCUCUCGUGGCCCGUCUUGAGACGCCGUGGGACUUCUGGCAUGCAGUGGGCGACGGGGCAAAAACCUUGGAAGAGUUGCACGAGCUUGUCCCACAAGUUGAGCCGAAACUUCUUCGUUCAUAUGAUGCCACAAUUCCGUGCUUCUUCAAGUUGCCUCGCUACCUCGAGCAGACAGGAUAUAAGAAUCCAGUGGACCCUAACGACGGAGUCUUCCAGUAUGCCAAGGACUGCAGGGGCAAGGAUAUGUUCCAUUUCUACCAGGAAAACCGCGUCGAGGGUGAAUCCUUCAACCAGCCAGAUCAACCACUCCUGGUCGAUGUCGGCGGCAAUAUCGGCCAUGACUUGGAUAGAUUCUACCAAGCCCAUCCGGAGACCGCCUCACGUUUGUAUCUGGAGGACCUCGCUGAGGUUGUCUCCCUCUCCAAGUGUCCGGAUCCGGUCAACAAGAUCGGCUACGAUUUCUUCACGCCACAGCCAAUCAAGGGUGCACGGGCUUACUAUAUGCAUGGAGUCCUUCACGACUGGUCCGAUGAGCCAGCACGUAAAAUCCUGGAGAUGCAGCGGGAUGCCUUGACACCCGGAUAUAGCAGGCUGUUGAUUCACGAUCAUAUCGCCCCGGAGACUGUUGCCCACCCGCACACUACCGCCUACGACCUGACAAUGAUGGUGAUGGUGGCUGGCGAGGAGCGGAGUGAGGUGCACUGGCGUGCUCUGCUCAAGUCAGCAGGGUACCGUAUAGUCAAGGUUUGGUCCUCGCCGCUUGCGGUGCAGAAGGUCAUCGAGGCAGAACUAGACGUUUAG